CGGGCGCAGAGCUCGAACGGUGCUCGGCGCAUUUCUCUUCGUUGUGUUACAUCUGGUAGUAUUCGUCAGCGGCCAUAUGUAAUUUAACAUCAUUCAUUCGUUUCCAGACGCGUUUUGGGUGUCGUUUCGUGACGUUAAAGUGUUCCCGUGGGAAGGUUUUGUGGACGUUUAUGCCACGGUGAUCGGCGGUGACUGUGUUUCUAUCAGGCGGGGUUGUGGCAGCGCACUACGAUGAUCGAGCGACCAGACACUGCGGUUCCCAGCAUUGCUCAGCGGAACCUGGAGGGCUAUGUGGGCUUCGCUAACCUCCCCAACCAGGUCUACAGGAAGUCUGUCAAGAGGGGAUUCGAGUUUACUCUGAUGGUUGUAGGUGAAUCUGGGCUAGGUAAAUCGACGCUGAUCAACUCUCUGUUCCUGACUGACCUGUACUCCAAGGAUUACCCCGGACCCUCCCAGCGCAUUAAGAAGACUGUGCAGGUGGAGCAGUCCAAAGUGCUGAUUAAGGAGGGAGGGGUCCAGCUGACGCUCACCAUUGUGGACACGCCCGGGUUUGGAGACGCUGUGGACAAUAGUAACUGUUGGCAGCCUGUUAUAAACUACAUUGACAGUAAGUGUGAGGACUUCCUGAAUGCAGAGUCGAGGGUGAACCGCCGAUCGAUGCCAGACAACAGAGUCCACUGCUGCCUGUACUUCAUUGCACCAUCAGGACACGGUCUGAAGCCGCUGGACAUCGAGUUUAUGAAGAGGCUCCAUGACAAAGUCAACGUCAUUCCUCUUAUUGCUAAAGCAGACACACUGACACCAGAGGAGUGCCAGCUAUUCAAAAAACAGAUCAUGAAGGAAAUACAGGAGCACAAAAUCAAAAUUUACGAAUUCCCAGACACAGAGGAUGAUGAAGACAACAAGCUCAUCCGAAAGAUCAAGGAGAAGAUGCCGCUGGCAGUGGUUGGCAGCAACGUAGUCAUUGAGGUGAACGGCAAGAAGGUCAGAGGUCGCCAAUACCCAUGGGGUGUGGCAGAAGAGGGCAUUUUUGUGGAGAACGGGGAGCACUGCGACUUCACCGUGCUGCGAAACAUGCUCAUAAGGACCCACAUGCAGGAUCUAAAGGACGUCACCAACAAUGUCCAUUAUGAGAACUACCGUAGCAAGAAACUUGCUGCCGUGACCUGUAAUGGAGUGGACACUUCUAAGACCAAAGGACAACUGACCAAGAGUCCGCUGGCACAGAUGGAAGAGGAGCGGAGAGAGCACGUGAUGAAAAUGAAGAAAAUGGAGGCUGAAAUGGAGCAGGUGUUUGAAAUGAAGGUUAAAGAGAAGAAACAGAAGCUGAAGGAUUCAGAAGCUGAGCUGGAGAGACGCCAUGAACAGAUGAAACGGAACUUGGAGGCGCAGUACAAAGAGCUGGAGGAGAAGAGGCGAGUGUUUGAAGAGGAGAAGGCCAACUGGGAAGCUCAGCAGAGAAUCCUUGAGCAACAGAAACUGGAUGCCUCCAAGACAAUGGAAAAGAACAAGAAGAAAGGAAAAAUCUUUUGAAGGGAGAUGCAUCUUAUUUCCUUCAGUUUUACACUUUUUUUUCUCUCCUUCAGUCCCUCUGAAAUUAUCAGUGGCCCUCAGAACACACACACACUCGGUACAUCCAUAACAUUCCCUUCUGUUGCUUUUAACAUCAAACAUGGACACGCCGGUCCAUCAGAGUCCACGCUACAUCGCCAACACAAACGCAGAAUUCCACAGCAGCCCACGUACUUUUUCCUCUCUGCAGGGUUUCACAGAAUGUUGAAAUAUGAUUUUCAUUGUUGUGGGGAAUGCAUGUGCUUGUGAAACUAUAUUUUCCUGACAAUGAGGAGAAACGGGAGUUCCUCUGUGGAGCUAACACAUGGCAGGGACCAUGCAUAGCCUUUUGUACACACGUGUAGUAAUCGUAUGUUCUCUAGAUAUUUCAUACAUGUACAAAUACACCAUAUCCUUAUUCUACUCUUUUAUUUUGUUCUGUCCAAAAGAAGACACGUGUAAACCAAUAAAGGUUUAACUCGCACUAAAUCACACGGCCAUGAGGACCUCUGUGUUUGGAGAGGGGGCAGCUGGUGGAAACAAGGAAGACGUGUGCCGACUUUUCCCGGACAGUGCCAUGUAUGAACAGCUGGCUGUGAUUCAUAAUGAAGCCUGAUUCCUAUUAUACAAAAUACACCACUAAAUAAAUGACUGUACCAGCUAGUUCACUAUUAACAUUGUAUAUUUAAUGUUAGGAUUACUCACAACCAUUUUCCAAAAGAAACAACUUCAGGGAAAAAAAAAUCCUACAACCUAUAGACUGUUCUGUUCGUUCUGCACCAUUAAUCAACCCAAUACACGAGAAAAUGACAUUUUGGACAUGUGCAUUUUCUGUGUGUGAUGCAGCAUGCAGGUGCUUCACAGCUGGAGAAGGCUGAAGACACGCCCACACUUCACCUCGCUGCAGCAGGUAGAUGAGAUGGGGAUGACCGGUUGUCUACCUGGGUGAUUGUCAUCCAGGACCCAGGGAGGUUCUGUAGUGUGGUUGAUGCAGCGAUGCUCACAGACCUGCCUGAUACACAAGAGCGUGUUGGCAUGGAAAAUCACUAGUGCUUUGCAUAAUUUGUGUUUCAGUCCAGCUAAACGUGUCCUGAUGGGGUGAUGCAUUCACUUGCCGUAGUGAAAAACUAUUCUAAAUCCCAGUUUAAGGGAAUGUUAUAUGGCAGUGAGGUGUGACAAGAGGAUCGUUAUCAUUUUUUUUCCCACAUGCCUGCUGUACAUUUUGAGCCAGCGUAUAAAAAGGUGCACAUGAUGAUAUAAUUUCUUCCCGAAAGCACGUGAAUGCACCACCGUAUUACAAACGUUCUCAGAUCAUCACUUCGUAGCUUUAAAUUGUGCUGAAAUACUUAAAAUUAUAUGGCUUUCACAAUGAUGGGUUACCUGUUCCAAAAUGUAUUUCAGGUAUACCGCUGGGACGAGCAGCAUACGAUUUCCAUUUUUGGAAAAUGGUUGUCGGGAAUGUAAUGUGUAUGCAAAUUGUUUAUAUUGUGUUCAAACAUGCUAAAUGGCUUAUGUGAUCCUUUUAAGGUCAUUACUCUGAGAAGAAAGCUCUAAUAUUUGGAAUUAUUUGUAAUAUUCUACAAUGAAAGGGGGAAAAAAUCAUCAUAUUCAUAAAAAUUUAAUUGAUUGGGAUAUUUCAGUAGAACAAACUACAGCAACUGGAGUUCUUGUCUCCAAAAUGUCACCGUUUGUUGAUAAAGUCAUACAUUUGAAGUUGUGAGACAGAGGAUGGCAUGUUCAGAUAAUUUAUGUUUUAGAGUAGCAAUCAGACAAAAGCAUUUAAUACAGACACGAUGCUUUUCUUAUAAGACCGGCCAAGAAACGAUUUAUUUCUAAAAAUGUAAAACUUCUCUUGCAAAAUUAUGACUAUUACAAGUUUUCUCCAUAUUACAACUUUCUUCUUAUUGCAGUACAACUUUUAUCCUUGUAAAGACUUUAUUCUUGUAAUAUGAUUUGUUUUUUGUAACAUUAUGACUUUAUUCUCAAAAUAUUAUUCUGGAAAGAAUUCCUUUCCCCACUGCCACUAAUAAACCUCUGAUUCUGCACAGACAG
Messenger RNA from Thalassophryne amazonica, 3603 nucleotides. RefSeq names its product septin-7-like. Bases 232 to 1533 code for a protein of 433 amino acids. NCBI's taxonomy places the organism in Eukaryota, Metazoa, Chordata, Actinopteri, Batrachoidiformes, Batrachoididae. Gene Ontology annotation, cellular component: cell division site; microtubule cytoskeleton; septin complex. The transcript is spliced from 14 exons. Gene Ontology annotation, molecular function: molecular adaptor activity; GTP binding; GTPase activity. Gene Ontology annotation, biological process: cilium assembly; cytoskeleton-dependent cytokinesis. The record is from RefSeq and is a predicted model, not a curated record.